GUCCUUUACGAAUGGCUAACCAAAACAACAUCGAGGUUGUGUGCGUGACCGGAGCCAACGGUUUCAUCGGGUCAUGGCUGGUUCGAACGCUAUUGGAGAAGGAGAAUCCACACUACACCAUCCACGCCACCAUCUUCCCCGGUUCUGACGCUUCCCACCUCUUCACCCUCCACCCCGACGCAACCAACCGCAUCACCCUCUUCCCCGCCGACAUCCUCGACCCCGCCGCCGUUUCCCGCGCCGUCGCCGGCAGCUCCGGUGUCUUUCACGUGGCAUCCCCCUGCACUCUCGAGGACCCCGCCGACCCACACAAGGAGCUUGUGGAGCCCGCGGUGGAGGGCACUCGGAACGUUCUAGAAGCCGCGAAGCGCGUGGUGCUCACCUCUUCCAUCUCCGCCAUGGUGCCCAACCCUAAUUGGCCGGCGAAUAGGGUGGUGGACGAGUCGUCGUGGACGGACGUGGAGUUCUGCAAGGAGAUGGGGAAGUGGUACCCGGUGGCGAAGACGGAGGCGGAGAGGGCGGCUUGGGGGUUUGACGGCGUGGACGUGGUGGCAAUUCAGCCGGCGACGUGUUUGGGGGCGCUGCUGCAGGCGUCGCUGAAUGCUAGUUCGGCGGUGUUGCAGAGGUUGAUGAUGGGGUCGAGAGAGACGCAGGAGUAUCAUUGGUUGGGUGCGGCGCAUGUUAAGGACGUUGCAAAAGCUCAUGUUUUGCUCUAUGAGACACCCACUGCUUCUGGUAGAUAUCUUUGUACCAAUGGUAUCUACCAGUUUUCUACUUUUGCUACUAUUGUCUCUCAAUUGUACCCUCACUUCCCCAUUCACAGGUUCCCAGCGGAAACACAACCUGGUCUGACACCGUGUAAAGAUGCAGCAAAGAGAUUAAUAGACUUAGGCUUUGUCUUCACACCAAUUGAAGAUGCUGUGAGAGAAGCAGCAGAGAGCCUUAUGGCUAAAGGCUUUCUGCAGCAAACACCCUUACAGUCACGAGAUUAGUAUUUACAUUUCAUUUAGUUUUUCUCUUUAGCCGAACUAAUCACUGAUUUAUUUCUUUCUUUGACACAAGGUAGAAGAAGUACAUAAGGAAUGUAAUUUAUCUUUGCCUUGUGACUGUGAAAAGAAUGUCACCUUCAUCAAGUAGAUUAGUUAAUCUUUUUUUUUUUUUUUUUUUUUGGUUAUAUUUAUUGCCUUCUUUUGGAAAGUAGCCUUCAUGAUCACUUCUGCUGUAUCAGUAUCAGUUGUCAAGUGGUCCUGGGGUAGCAUAGAACUGGUGUCACUGUAUAUGUUAAUUUUAUGAAUAACAGUUCGGAUUUGGAUCUUCUACUGAAAGUGUGUUAAGUGAAAAGUAAGUUUAUCUCGUUUUGAUUUGAAU
Abrus precatorius (Indian licorice) is the source of this 1368-nucleotide messenger RNA. Its product is annotated as cinnamoyl-CoA reductase 2. Gene Ontology annotation, molecular function: oxidoreductase activity, acting on the CH-OH group of donors, NAD or NADP as acceptor. The transcript has 2 exons. The record is from RefSeq and is a predicted model, not a curated record. Bases 12 to 992 code for a protein of 326 amino acids. Lineage: Eukaryota; Viridiplantae; Streptophyta; Magnoliopsida; Fabales; Fabaceae.